AUGGUCGCUAUACCGAUUUCGGGGACAAGUGUAGCCGGAUCCAUCCAGAAUGAGCUCCGUCAAGAAGUCGCGGAGGCUCAGGUGCAAUCAGCCGCCUUCUCACCUAAACUUGCGAUAGUGCAAGUGGGCGGUCGCGAGGACUCCAAUGUCUAUAUCAGAAUGAAGCUGAAGGCUGCUCAGAAUAUUGGUGUUGAAGCCGAGCACAUCAAGCUACCUAGUGACAUCACUGAAACCGAAUUGCUGGCAAAGAUCACGAGCUUGAACGAGUCUCCAUCGGUGCAUGGGAUCAUUGUCCAAAUGCCACUGGAUACUGUACACCCAAUAAACCCCCACAUCAUCACUGAUGCUGUGAGCCCGGACAAAGAUGUAGAUGGGCUAAACACAGUGAACGAGGGUCGCGUUGCUGUGGGCGACUUCUCUGGCUUUGUUCCCUGUACUCCUGCUGGCUGCAUUGAACUGAUCAAACGCGCUGGCGUCAGCAUCGCGGGCAAAAAUGUCGUGGUCUUGGGUCGUAGCCGUAUUGUGGGGACUCCUGUCGCCGAGUUACUGAAGUGGGAGAACGCCACUGUUACCGUCUGCCACUCCAAGACUAAGAACUUAAGUGAUAUCACUAAAACUGCUGACAUUCUGGUGGUCGCCAUCGGCAGACCUGAAAUGGUCCGCGGAUCUUGGAUUAAACCUGGAGCGGUCGUCAUCGACUGCGGCAUUAAUGCGAUUGACGAUCCAAGUAAGGCCAGCGGCAAACGUCUAGUAGGCGACGUAGCGUAUGAGGAGGCCGCGCUUGUGGCGUCGCACGUGACGCCGGUGCCGGGUGGCGUGGGCCCCAUGACCGUGGCGAUGCUCAUGCGCAACACCGUGCUGGCCGCGCGCCGCCAGCUUAACCGCUUGCUCGCUCCCACCUGGCCACUCAGACCGCUCAGGAUCACACCUUUAUCGCCGCCACCAAGCGACAUAGUAAUAGCCCGCUCUCAGAAGCCGAAGGACAUUAGCGAGUUGGCUCACGAGAUUGGUCUGUUCCCGAACGAGGUGUCGCAGUACGGACGCACCAAGGCUAAGAUUUCACUCUCUGUGCUCGAACGGUUUAGAAAUACACGCGGCGGGAAGUACAUCGUUGUUGCUGGCAUAACACCCACUCCUCUGGGUGAAGGCAAGAGCACAACCUUGCUGGGUCUGGUGCAGGCCCUGUCCGCUCACCGCGGUCGCAACUCGUUUGCGGUAAUGCGACAACCGAGUCAAGGGCCCACCUUCGGAGUCAAAGGUGGUGCUGCUGGAGGCGGCUACUCACAGGUAAUUCCAAUGGAAGAAUUCAACUUGCACUUAACCGGUGACAUCCAUGCAGUAACCGCAGCAAACAACCUUCUAGCCGCGCAGAUGGACGCUCGCAUCUUCCACGAGCUGACACAGAAGGAUGGGCCUCUGUUCGAUAGAUUGGUCCCCAAGGUCAAGGGAAUCAGGAAGUUUUCGCCUAUCCAGUUGAGAAGGCUCAAACGCUUGGGCAUCAACAAGACCGACCCUGAUAGUUUAACGAAUGAGGAGAAAGUCAAGUUUGCAAGGCUCAAUAUCGACACUAACAAGAUUAUGUGGAACAGAGUUGUGGAUCUGAACGACAGAUAUUUACGAAAGAUUACGGUGGGUCAGUCGCCGACUGAGAAGGGCUUUACUCGUGAAACGGCGUUCGAUAUCUCUGUAGCCUCUGAGAUCAUGGCCAUUCUUGCACUGGGCAAUGACAUCGAUGAUAUCAAGGAACGCCUCGCCAACAUGGUGGUAGCCCUGGAUAAGAAUGGGAACCCUGUUACUGCUGACGAUUUGGGCAUGACGGGCGCGUUACUGGUGCUCCUGCGCGACGCGUUCGAGCCGACGCUGAUGCAGUCGCUGGAGGGCUCGCCCGUGCUGGUGCACACGGGGCCCUUCGCCAACAUCGCACACGGCUGCUCCUCCAUCCUCGCCGACAAGCUCGCCAUGAAGCUGGCCGGCGAGAACGGAUACGUUGCCACUGAGGCUGGCUUCGGUUCAGAUAUAGGUAUGGAGAAAUUCUUCGACAUCAAGUGUCGCGCGAGUGGCGACAAGCCGCACUGCGCAGUGAUCGUGUCCACAGUCAGAGCUCUCAAGAUGCACGGCGGGGGGCCGCCCGUCUCGCCUGGCCAGCCUCUCCACGACGUUUAUGUACAGGAAAAUCUUGAGUUGUUGAGCAAAGGAUUAUGUAAUUUGGGCAAACACAUAAGCAACGGUAACAAGUUCGGAGUACCUGUCGUUAUCGCCAUUAAUAAACAUGGAAACGACACUCUCGCAGAGUUAAAUAUGGUUAAAGAAUACGCACUAAAGAACGGCGCAUUCAGGGCUGUGUUAUGUGACCAUUGGGCCAAGGGUGGGCUGGGAGCCGUAGAACUGGCUGACGCUGUCAUCGAGGCUUGUGAUGCCUCCUCUAACUUCCAAUUCUUGUACUCGCUCGACUUAUCCAUUCAAGACAAGAUCAAGAAGAUUGCCACUGAAAUGUACGGCGCUGGCAAGAUCGAAUACACAGAUGAGGUGAUCGAAAAGAUCAAGCAGUUCACUGAAAUGGGUUACGACAAGUUCCCGAUCUGCAUGGCUAAGACUUCGAACUCACUAACCGGCGACCCAGCUAUUAAGGGAGCGCCCACUGGUUUUACGAUGCGUAUCAACGGUAUAUUUGUGUCAGUAGGAGCAGGCUUCGUUGUGCCCAUGGUUGGAGAGAUCUCCCGCAUGCCUGGGCUGCCUACAAGACCCAGCAUUUAUGACAUAGAUCUGAACACCAAGACCGGAGAAAUUGAAGGAUUGUUUUAA
This is a messenger RNA of Arctia plantaginis, 2802 nucleotides long. NCBI's taxonomy places the organism in Eukaryota, Metazoa, Arthropoda, Insecta, Lepidoptera, Erebidae. The record is from the annotation of a GenBank genome assembly.